This is a messenger RNA of Colletotrichum orchidophilum, 1722 nucleotides long. RefSeq names its product major facilitator superfamily transporter. Gene Ontology annotation, molecular function: transmembrane transporter activity. The coding region runs from base 1 to 1722 and encodes 573 amino acids. The transcript is spliced from 2 exons. NCBI's taxonomy places the organism in Eukaryota, Fungi, Ascomycota, Sordariomycetes, Glomerellales, Glomerellaceae. The record is from RefSeq and is a predicted model, not a curated record. Gene Ontology annotation, biological process: transmembrane transport. Gene Ontology annotation, cellular component: membrane.
AUGGCACAGCGGGCCCCAUUCGAUGUGUCCCUGGAACCCCCUAUCUCGAGCACCGUCGACACCCCGACUGACUCGACGGAGAAGAUGGAGCCCAGCUCGAUGGAGCCAACAGAGUCAGUCACUGCAGCGCCGCCAACAAGAGCGCUCCGCUUCUGGAUCAUCGUCGCCGCCCUGGCAGCUAGCAAGCUCAUGCUGGCGCUCGAAAUCACCAUCGUGUCCACCGCCCUGCCAACCAUUGUACACACGCUCGGCCUGGGGUCGAGCUAUGUGUGGGUUUCCAAUGGCGCUGCGCUGGCGAGCGCAGCUAUAGCCCCGCCCCUAGGCCAGCUAUCCGACCUCUUUGGCCGCCGCUAUCCCACCUGCCUAUCCGUGCUCCUCUUCGUCGUCGGCGGCAUCAUCUCCGGCGCGGCCGCCUCGGGCCCGCAGCUCAUCGCCGGGCGGGUAGUCCAAGGCCUUGGCGCAGGCGGCAUCAACGUCAUGUCCGCCAUUGUCGUCUCCGACCUCGUCCCAGUCCGGCAUCGAGGCAAGUACAUGGCCUGCAUGCUGGCCGCGUACCUAGUCGGCGCCACGAGUGGUCCGUUGCUGGGGGGCGUGCUGGUACAGGCCGGCGCGUGGCGGUGGGUGUUCUGGCUACCUGUGCCGUUUGGGGCGUUGAGCUUUCUUGUCUUGGUGGUUUGUCUGAAAGGCAGGGUCAGGGACGCAAAGUCCAGCCGCCGUGAGCGCUUCCGGCGCGUGGAUUACGGCGGGAACGUGGUGUUGACGGCCUCGACCGGCUCCAUGUUGUACGCUGUCACGUAUGGGGGGUCCGAGUACCCCUGGUCCGAUGCCCGGAUCAUCGCCGCGCUGACCGCUGGUGUGCUGGGACUGGGUGUGUUUCUGCUCCUAGAGCGAUACCUCGCGCGCAGCACCACCGUCGAGCCGGUGAUGCCGCUCCGCCUGCUCAGUCACCGGGUGGGAGCUACCGUGGCGGCCGGAGCGUUCGCCAGCAGUCUGCUCGGCAACUGGGCCAACUUUUUGUUACCCGUGUACUUUCAGGGCGUGCGCAUGUCGACGCCGUCCCGGGCCGGUGUGCAGAUGCUGCCCAUUGUUGCCGUCGCCGUCCCGACGAGUAUCGUCUCCGUUGUCUUGGUGAGUAAGUUUGGGCGGUACAAGGUGCUGCACGUGGCUGGAUUCGUAGGCAUGUGCAUCGCGUGCGGGCUGUUUAGCAUUUUGAGUCAGGCGUCGAGCGAUGCCGCGUGGAUCUUGAUGGAGGUGCUCUUCUCGCUUGGCUUGGGCAUGGUGGUGAAUACGUUGUUGCCGGCGUUUCAAGGUGCGGUGGGGGAGAGCGAUCAGGCGGUUGCUACGAGUACGUUUACGUUUGUGCAGAGCCUGGCGAACAUUUGGAGCGUGACGAUGCCAGCUGCGAUCUUCAAUAAUAGGUUUGAGGCGCUCGCGGGUAGGAUAUCGGAUGAGCGGGUGAGGGCGCAGUUGGGCGGGGGCAGGGCGUAUGGAUUUGCGACACGGGCGUUUUUGGAGGGUGUGCAGGGGACGGCGAGGGGUGAGGUUGUGGAGGUGUUUGGGGAGGCGGUUAGGGGCGUUUGGUAUGUUGCGGCUGGCAUUGCUGGUGCUGCGGUCUUGAUGGCGUGUGCGGAGGGGGAGGUUGUGCUGAGGGAGAAGUUGGAGACCGAUUUUGGGCUGGACAAGGGUGGAGAGGUCAAAAUUGACGAAAGAACUUCGCAGUAG